AAUUACGAAUGCUUGAAUUUUGACGAAGGGCUUUCCAGAUUCCCGCUGUGGAUGUUGAAUUUAUGUAAGGAAAUAAAAUGAUAAAGGCGAAGAAGGAUUAGCGGGUCCAGAUUUGGUCGGGAAGGCGGUGGAAGCUGCGCUCUCCCCACUCCACAGUGCACACAUCUCAUCUUUAUCUCAGCCGUACGAUUUAACGGAAAGAUUCACAAGACAUUCACCACACUGUGAGGUUUUCGGAAUCAUUGUUUUGUGGCACAGUCUUAGUUUUUAGCUGGGGAUGAUCCAAAAUUAGGGAUGCGAGUCUGAGGUUUAUCAGUUUCAGUGUAAUUAAUAUUGUGCAUUGUGUAAUACAAAAUUGGGGCUUCGAGGGCCCAGGGCUCUAGGGUUUCCGAUGCAGAUCGAUUGAAGAAACUGUCGGGUUUUUACAACCAUGGAGGAUUUGGAUUCAAAGAAGGAGCGAUUGCAGAAGGCCUUUGUUGAUCUGGAUGAGCACAGAGAAGCUUUAACUAAGUGUACAAUCCAAUGGAAGGAAUUAGAGGAGCAUUUUGCUUCACUUGAGAUGAAUGUUCAGAAGAAGCUUGAGGAUUUGGAGGAGAGAGAAAGAGCUUUUGAGGUCAAGACAAAGGAAACCCAAGAUAUUUUGGAUAAACGCGAGCAAUCUAUUGCUGCUAAAGAGCAGGCCUCAUUAGCUCGUGUGCAGGAACAGAAGGAUGCUGCCCUUGCUGCAAUUUUUGAAGAACGGCAGAAGUUGAAGGAAGAGUCAUGUGAUGGGGCUGAAAAGAAGCAGCCUACAGAUGAAGAUAGUAAAAAGCAAUCAGACAAAGAGAAAGCAAAUGGUCGUGUAAAUCCUGAUGUUCCAUCUACUGAUGAUAGAGCAGAGGUUAAUUCCAAUAAAGAGGCUGGGACAAGUCCCAAAUCGAAAUCAGACGCAAAGGCACAGGCUCAGGUUCGCUCUGAGUUGAAAACCUUGUGUGAAUCUAUGGAUUCUAAGGGGCUUGUUAAGUACAUUGUGGAGCAUAGAAAAGAUGCAGCUGGACUCCGUAGUGAGGUUCCCUCUGCAUUAAAUUCUGCCAUUGACCCAUCAAGGUUAGUAUUGGAGUCCUUGGAGGGCUUUUAUCCGCCUGAACUGAAGUUGCCUGGUAACCAAGGAGACAAAAAAGAGUCUGGACUUCCGGCUCAACGUCGCGCCUGUAUAUUAUUGUUGGAAUCCCUUAUUACAGUUUUGGCAGAUCCUGUUUUGGGUGUCGAACAUCCAGUUGUGCCAUCCAAUAUAAAGGAGCAAGCCAAAAUGAUUGCAGAUGAAUGGAAGUCCAAGAUAGACCUUGAGGGAGAUGCUGCCAAUGGCAAUUCUUUGGAGGCGCAGGCUUUCUUGCAACUUUUGGCUACUUUUGGAGUAGCAUCAGAGUUUAACCAAGAUGAUCUUUGCAAGCUUGUUCUUGCAGUUGCACGACGGCGGCAGACUCCUGAACUCUGUCGUUCCCUUGGACUUGCAUCAAAAAUGCCAGAUCUUGUGGAAACCCUAGUCAAUAGCGGAAAGCAAAUUGAAGCUGUUAAUUUUUCUUUUGCAUUUGGGUUGACAGAAAAGUUCCCACCUGUUCCUUUGUUGAAGGAAUAUUUGAAGGAUGCUAAGAAAGCCUCCCAGGCAAGUAUAAAAAGUGGGAAUAACUCUACUGCUGCACAGAAUGAAGCAAACACAAAGGAGCUUUCAGCUUAUAGAGCUGUAAUCAAGUGCAUUGAGGAACACAAACUUGAAUCUCAGUACUCACCCGACAGCCUUCAAAAACGUGUAGCCCAGCUAGAGAAAGCCAAGGCAGACAGAAAAAGGUCUGCAGGUGCAGUUAAGUCUCAGCCUAAACGCCCUCGUGCUAAUGGAGGAAAUGUUGGUGCUUAUGUGGCUCCUCUAAGUGCAGCUGAAAGAUCUCCAGCUCUGUAUGCUGCAUCUAAUACUGCAGACAGGAGUUUCUAUAGACCCAUGGAUAGAGUCCAGUAUUCUGGUGCAGCUCCAGGUGUUGCUUCCUACAACCUACAAGGUCAGAGUCCUUAUGACAGGUCAAGCCAAGGCAUCUACAGUACAGCCUAUGGCAUUGGAAACAGGAGUCCAGUUUCUCUCUCAAGGUCUUACAUGUAUCCCUCAGAUAAUAUGGGCGCUUCCUUGUUGGGUUCUGGUUCUUACAAUUCAUCUACUAACUAUAGCCAUCAUUUUGGUAGUGGCCUGCCUCCUCCCCCUUCAGCUUAUCAGUCUUCAUUUAUCCAUUAGUUAGCUUUGCUUCUUUAUCUUGUUGAAAAGCAGGCUAUGAAUUAAUGAUGUGCUCAAAACCUUUAGCAUACGGAAGUUAAAUCCCAGUUCUACUUAUCUUUAAGAAUCAAGAAUGAAUUUCAGCUUUAAGUGAGGCAUUCUGACACAAGAAAUUUUGUUUGGCAACAUGUUUGCAUGAUGAAGGAUCUGAACAGUAUUUUAUUUGCUUAAAGGUGUUUUACUACUUUUCUA
Messenger RNA from Cryptomeria japonica (Japanese cedar), 2488 nucleotides. Its product is annotated as FRIGIDA-like protein 3. The record is from RefSeq and is a predicted model, not a curated record. Bases 431 to 2257 code for a protein of 608 amino acids. Lineage: Eukaryota; Viridiplantae; Streptophyta; Pinopsida; Cupressales; Cupressaceae. The transcript has 6 exons.